UGGUGCACCGUGUGCAUCUGGUGACGGCACGAGCUUUACGAGUGGGCAGUGGGAUAUUGUUAUCGAGUCUACUUUACAUCAUCUCUACUAUUUAACUAUUCAAAGAUGGCCUCCAGCUCCAGCGCAAUGUGGACCUCUUCAUUCAGCGUUUUAAUUGCGCUUGUUUUAACGCUGUCGACUGCGUCGGCAUGGAUCACCUCAGACUACGCCGACGACUCCAGCAACUCCGUGUACGACAACGAAGAUGUCAGCGACAUGGUGGAGACUGGGCGGUUGGCGUACGUAACCAUCGGUAACAACGGUAUUGUGGUCACCGUUAACAAGACGUCUAUAGUUCUCGGGACGAUUAAAACGAUAUUACUUUUAGGGUUAGCAGCAGCAGUGGCAGCCGGUAUUGCCGCCGCCAUUGCUAUCCCUCUGGGCGUAGCUAUUCCGCUCGGGAAGAAACACAAAAAUGGAGAUGAAGACUACGAAUAUUAUUCCGGAGGAGGUGGAUAUGGCAGCAGUGGUGGUGGAUACGGGGCGUCGGGUGGCGGCUCGUCCUACAGUAGCUACGCCAAAAGGUCUCUUGAGGUGAUGUCGCCGAUCAUGAACGCCCUGUACUCCGCUUACCAGAAGUACAGCGGCGACGAUGAAGAGAAACCAGCGCUGUAACUGCGCGGACGCGCGUCUUCUUCAAGGGGAACUGAGCGAGACAGUUGACGUCCGACGAUGCAACCAAACUGUCAACUGACAAUUGGUUUACCAGUUGACAUAGACUAUGCUCAUCUGACAACUGACAUCUGACCAAGAAGACAAACUGCUGCAAACUCUGGGCAGCUGCUAAAUGACACCUGACAAAGUUGACGUAUUGACAAGAACAUUGUGCAGCUGACGCCUGACAAAGUUGAAAUGUUGACAAGAACAUUCUGCAGCUAACGCCUGACAAAGUUGAAAUGGUGACAAGAACAUUCUGCAGCUAACGCCUGGCAAAGUUGAAAUGUUGACAAGAACAUUCUGCAGCUAACGCCUGACAAAGUUGAAAUGUUGACAAGAACGUUGGGCAGCUGACGCCUGACAAAGUUGAAAUGUUGACAAGAACAUUACGCAGCUGAUUCCCGAGGAAGCUGACAUGUUGACAAGAACGUUAGUUGGUUGACCCCUGCCAAAAUUGACAUGUUAAAUUGAUAAGAACAUUUGCCGGAUGACAUUGACAAAGUUGACAUGUUGACAAAAACAUUGGGCAGCUGACACCUGACAAAGUCGGCCUGCUUACAAUGACAAUAUGCAGCUUCCAAAUGACUGUGCGUUGAAAUCGCCAAGCACGUUUAAUGUUCUGACGUUCGACAGCCCAAAGUAUGACUAUCAGCACAAUAGCCAAUGAAGACGAAGUCUUUUCUAUGUAUAUUGUGCCAAUAGAUAAACGAAGUGACAACUAUUGUACCAGACUCGCUUGGCCGAUAGAAAAAAAAAAUUAAAAAGACUAGCAUGGCCGAUAAAAGAAAGUCAAAACGAACGACUAGACGUGACCACAACUAACUAUGAACUUGACUUUAAAUACAAAUGAAUUGAAAAAAACAAUACAAGGUCCAGACCACAAAUUUUGGAAUGUGCAAAUUUGACUGAGAAAAUGCCAAGGACUUUAAUUCACAUGUUCACAUAGAAAGCCAACAGUGAGAUGUCAGUAUCUUGAAUUUUCUUGAUGUUUCUAUCGUUAUACGUCAGAUUUUUGUCAUAAUUUAUGCUUGCAUUGGAUCCACAUUGGAGUGACAAUGUCUCAAUUUAUUUCAAUUCUAAAGAAAAAUCUGUAUUUUAUGGUAAAUAUAAUGCCUUAAUUUAUUGAAUGCGUUAAUUAGAUUAAAUUUUGAGCCAAUGAUACAAGAAGUAUUUGUUGAAACUUUCACCAAAAAUACGUGAAUGUCUAGCGUGCAUGUUAUUUAUUUGCAGAUAUUUUGAUUUAAGAACUAACUUAUUAUGAUUUAUUACAUAAUAUCGCAAAUCCUUAAUUCACUUAGCACCGAUCUAUCGAUCCUUCCGUGAAACUACCAAUCACAUUUGAUUUUGUGCCAAUAAGCAAUCAAAAGUUAUUCAAUAUACUCAUUGGUGACGUUUCUCGGGAUUAUGUUAAGAAUUACAGCAGAAAGACGAAAAUCAAAUGACUCUUCAUAGUUUUUUAACAAAGUUAAACUGCAAACUUGCUAAUGAGGAGGAAAUUAGUUGUUGGCUAAUUUCUUAAUUUGUUAGAAACUGAGGCAGCUCUGCUAAUGAUCUUUAAAUAACAAUUGAAAAGCAUUAGGCUUACAUAUGUCUUGAAUGUUUAUUAACAAAAAUAGUAAAGACAGCUUGUAAAGGUUUAGCAAUUAGGUAAUUCAAGUACAGCUGCAUAUAAAUUUUAGCUCGAAGACUGAAAUAUCUUGGAUUACAGUUUUAUAAUGAUUCUUUAGCUUUCCGCCUAUUUUUGACCAUAAUUCCACAAUAUUUUGGCGGACAACAAUAUCUGUUACCAAACACUCAACUUGUAUUAAGCGCUGAUGCCAAUUUCAUUAUCAUAAGCCUUUUCUUCAUACUAGUUUCGUCGUCAGUUUAACAACUUUUUUUAUGACUCUUUUGUUCGACGAGCGACAACAUGUGGAACUUGUCGUAGGUAACAGGAUUACUGUUUAGUUUUUUGAGCGAUGACAUGUGAAACUUGUCGUAGGUGACACGAUGACUAUUUUGUUAGAUGAGCGAUAACAUGUAAAACUUAUCGUAUGUGGCAUGAUUACUGUUUAAUUUUAAUAGCGAUAAUUUGUUAAAUUGGUUGUAGGUGACACAAUGACUGUUUUGUUUGACGAGCCACAGCACGUGGAACUUAUCGUAGAACGCAUGAUGACUGUUGUGUCUGAUGAGCGAUAACAUGUGAAACUGUCGUAGGUAGUUUUAUGGCUUUUAUUUGCCGAGUGAAAACAUGUGAAAUUUAUCGUUGGUGACACGAUGACUGUAUUGCUAGAUGAGUGACAACAUGUGAAACUUAUCGUAGGUUACAAGAUGACUGUUUUGUUUGACGAGCGAUAAUAUGUGAAAUUUGUCGUAGGUGACUCGAUGACUGUCUUGUUUGACAAGCGAUAACAUAUAAAACUUGUGGUAGGUGACACGAUGACUGUUUUGUUCGACGAACGAUAACAUGUGAAACUUAGGUGACACGAUGACUGUUUUGUUUGAUGAGCGAUAAUACGUGAAACUUGUCGUAGGUGGCAUGAUGACUGUUUUGGUUAAUGAGCUUGUGUUAAUGUCGUGAAAAGUGAGACUUGUGGCAUCACGACUGAUGACUUUAAUGUUACCUAUGAGGCCCAGUAUAAAGACGCGGAAACUAUCUUGCUGUAAGAUUUUUGUUGAAGAAUAAAAGAAAUAUUUAUUCGUUGUUGAUUAUUGUUUAAUAUUAAUUCUUAUUUAUGCGUCCAGCAGCUGACGAUUCGAAUGUUGCUUACAUUUUCAUGAGCUGUUUUGGACUGUCAAUCUCGUCCUAUUUAUUGUUAUUAGUAAUAAGACCUGUUUAUUUCCCAAUAAACGAAGUAC
This is a messenger RNA of Hyalella azteca, 3534 nucleotides long. RefSeq lists its product as uncharacterized. NCBI's taxonomy places the organism in Eukaryota, Metazoa, Arthropoda, Malacostraca, Amphipoda, Hyalellidae. The coding region runs from base 106 to 654 and encodes 182 amino acids. The record is from RefSeq and is a predicted model, not a curated record. The transcript has 4 exons.